GUCACAGACCAUGUGAGGGCUGGAGUACAUAAAAGGGAAGUCACAAGAACACAGAGUAGCAGACUUCUGGCUUUCAAGCUACCUUAAGACAAGUGAGCAGAGAAGGAAAACCAUGAGAAAUGUCUUUUCAUUACUUACUCCUCACUGUUGCUAUCGUCCAUGGACAUUAUCAUGGGUCUCAGAUGAGGCAGUAAAAAUUACCAUUUCCAAUAAUUCCUUGAAGAGCUCCCUGCUGAAGCUAGAAUGUCAUUUUACCUGGACUUUGCUGAAGCAGGAUGUGGAUCUUGAUGAACUGGAGGAAACAAUAGAAGAUCAGGUUGAGUUUUUCAUAAAAUCCAACAUAAGAAAUUAUAAUCUACUAUCCUAUGUAUGUCACCUAAAGAAUUCAAAUGAGGAAGCCCUGAAAAAUCUCCAAAUAGCUGAAGAAGAAAUUAAAAAAAAUCAUCCAGAUGAAAUUGCCAGGAGAAGUCUUGUUACUUGGGGGAACUAUGCCUGGAUCUAUUACCACAUGAAGAGAUAUGAAGAAGCACAAACUUAUGUGAGCAAAGUAGAAAACAGCUGCAAAGAGCUUUCAAGUACAGCUCAACAGAAGAAUCAGCUUCCAGACAUCUGUGCUGAAAAAGGAUGGGCAUUUUUAAAGUUUGGGAGAAAAUACUAUGAAAGAGCAAAGAAUUGCUUUGAAAAUGCUCUGAAGAAUGAACCAAAUAACCCUGAUUUUAAUGCUGGUUAUGCAAUAGCAAUGUAUCGUUUGGAAGAUCUUUUUUACAGCCGGUGUGAAGAUAAAAGCCUGUCCCUCGAGCUCCUGAAGCGUGCAGUGGAACUGAAUCCAAAGGAUACUUUCAUUGUGGCAUUACUUGCAUUAAGACUUCAGGAUGUAAAGCAAGUUAAUGAAGGGGAGAAAUACAUUCAAGAAGCAAUGCAGAAAACCCCUGAUUUUCCUCAUUUCCUGCGAUACGCUGCUAAAUUUUACAGAAGGAAAGGAGACGUGGAUAAGGCACUAGAGAUUUUGAAAAAGGCCCUAAGAGUGACACCAAAAUCUUCCUUUUUGCAUCACCAAGUAGGAAUCUGCUACAGAACAAAGCUGUUUCAACUGAAAAGGACUACAAGACAGCCACCUCAAGAGCAAGUGGAGGAACUCAUCCAACUUGCCAUUUUUCAUUUUAAAACAGCAACUGAUAAAAAGUCAAAUUUUUUUGUUGCCCAUCUUGACCUAGCAAAGAUGUAUGCAGAAGAAAAGAGGUAUGAAGAAGCAGAAAAGGCUUUUCAGAAAGCAAUUCAGAUAAGUAUUCUAUUCAAUAAUGAUAAACAAGAAUGGUACUACCAUUAUGGCACUUUUCAACGUUUUCAUAUGAAAUCGCAGUCUGAAGCCAUUAGGUAUUACAGAGAAGGGCUAAAAAUUGAAGAAGAUUCUUAUGCAAGAACUAAAUGCAUUCAGGCACUGAAUGAAUUGUUGGGAUGGAAAAUUCAGAGAGGUUUAGGAGAUGCAACAGAUUUUGCUACACUUGGACUCAUUCAUAAUCUAAAUGGUGAGAAACAUGAAGCAACUGAGUGCUAUGAGAAAGCUGUUGAAUUGCAUCCUGACAAUGAAGAGUAUCUGAGUGCAUUAUGUGAACUACGACUUUCCCUCUCAAGCUAAAGCUCCCAAAAAUCCUUCACACCAAAAUAAACCCCAAACCCAAGGGCGUUUCAACAGGCUCUCAAGUUAUAACCAGAAGAAACAUCUGGUAGCAUCGCUUUCUGCUGAUAACGUAGAAGCUGCAGAUGAUGACUGUUCAUUUGUUUGUUUAUUCACCAACAGAGAACGUGCUUGGAAAGACUAAAUAAUAGCUAAGCUGUCUUAGUCCUCAAUGCUAACAGUGGUAUACAGGUUGUGUUUAAGUGAUGGUCUGUAGAACACAGAACUUCUAAGCUGGAUGUCAGAUCUUACCUUCUACUGAGAAAAAGAUAAGAGAAUUAUAUUAUAGUACUUCACCUGUCUACUAGAAAGGCAUGCUUAUACACAAAUGGAUUUUCUGUUUUGUUUUGGUUUGUGGUUUUUUUCUUUUUUUUUUUUUUUUUAAAAGAUGUCUUUUUAAAGUGGUAUUUAGAAGAAACAUUUGUUGGAGACCUGUUCAGUUUACUAUUUCGUAUGUUGUUUAUCUAUGAAAAAUAACUACUGUUUGGCUAUUUCACUGGAAAGCUUACAAAAUGUGCAUUGUUGUUGUGAACUAUUAAAGAGCAUUGCAUCCAUCAA
Messenger RNA from Columba livia (rock pigeon), 2233 nucleotides. Its product is annotated as interferon-induced protein with tetratricopeptide repeats 5. Gene Ontology annotation, molecular function: protein binding. Lineage: Eukaryota; Metazoa; Chordata; Aves; Columbiformes; Columbidae. Gene Ontology annotation, cellular component: cytosol. Gene Ontology annotation, biological process: defense response to virus. The record is from RefSeq and is a predicted model, not a curated record. The transcript has 3 exons. Bases 113 to 1636 code for a protein of 507 amino acids.